Seriola aureovittata is the source of this 9885-nucleotide messenger RNA. RefSeq names its product calmodulin-binding transcription activator 1-like. NCBI's taxonomy places the organism in Eukaryota, Metazoa, Chordata, Actinopteri, Carangiformes, Carangidae. Gene Ontology annotation, biological process: regulation of transcription by RNA polymerase II. The transcript is spliced from 23 exons. Gene Ontology annotation, cellular component: nucleus. The coding region runs from base 558 to 5294 and encodes 1578 amino acids. The record is from RefSeq and is a predicted model, not a curated record. Gene Ontology annotation, molecular function: protein binding; double-stranded DNA binding; transcription coregulator activity.
UCUGCUGGCUGUGUUUGAGUUUGAGCUCAGUGCUAAAAAAGAUUUGUCACCUCCAGACAAGACAGCGACCACCGUGAGGAAAGUUUCUUCUUUUAGAAGGCCUACGUUGUGUGUGUGAGAGAGAGAGAGAGAAGAUGAUGAGCAUGAUGAUGAUGAUGCUGUGGGAGGCUGUCAAGGUGUCCUCGAAUACAGACGUCGUUCAGUGACGUGAGAGGAGAGAGAGGGAGAAAGAGCGAGGAAGAAUGCGCGUGAACGUCGGCAGGGGGCGGGGACAACGCGAAUAAACGGAGGGAUGGAGAACUCCGCGAGUCACCAUCACGGAUCCCCGCUGUCAAUCCUCACCGUUUGGACCAAUAGUCUUGCAGAAGCUGGCAGGCUCGUCCCCCCCACCCCUUCUUCUCAGCCCCGCCCCCCUCCUUGAGCUGUCCUCUCUGUGCACGCGCGUGGCACCCCCUCCCCACCACCACCACCACCUCCACCACCACUAGGUCGAGUCGAGGAGGAGGAGGAGGAGGAAGAGGAGGAGGAGGAGGGAUGAGGCGCGCGGUGGAGGGGAAAUGGCUGCCGAAAACAAGCCGGAAGGACUGAAGAAGAUAAGAAAUCCAGAGCGAAUGGUCAGGAUUGCUGUUGGUUACACAGGACACACCCCUCCCAAGAGUGACGACACUGACGCCAACAAUGAGCCAGGCCAAUUGAAGAUAUACCUUCCCAAAAAGCUGCUAGAGUGUCUACCCAAAUGUUCCUCUCUGCCCAAGGAGCGCCAUCGCUGGAACACCAACGAGGAGAUUGCUGCAUAUCUCAUCACUUUUGAGAAACAUGAUGAGUGGCUGACGACAUCGCCAAAAACCAGGCCUCAAAAUGGCUCUAUGAUCCUCUACAACCGUAAGAAGGUGAAGUACAGGAAAGAUGGCUACUGCUGGAAGAAAAGGAAAGACGGGAAGACCACCCGAGAAGAUCAUAUGAAGCUCAAAGUGCAGGGAGUAGAGUGUCUGUAUGGCUGCUACGUCCACUCCUCCAUCAUCCCCACCUUCCAUCGUAGAUGCUAUUGGCUGCUGCAGAACCCAGACAUUGUGCUGGUGCACUACCUGAAUGUACCGGCAGUGGAUGAUAGCGGGAAGCCAUGUGGUCCUGUCCUCUGCUCCAUCAACACAGACAGGAAGGAGUGGGCCAAGUGGAGCAAGGAGGAGCUCAUUGGACAACUCAAACCCAUGUGUGCUGGAAGCAGCUUGCAUCAAAAAUGUUCCAGUGUCAAGCAGCGCAUCAUCUCAUCCAAGCAGGAGUCAGGGGCAGCAGCAGGAGGUGGAGCUGCAGCGGGUACCGGUGUAGCGGCAGGCCAGAGAGCUGAGGAAGCAGAUGGCACAGAGGUCCAGAACAGUGAUGUGUCAGAGGGCCAGACAGAACCCAGUCCUGGAGGGGGCAGGAGCAGAGCGGGUGGAGGAGAGAGGAGGAAUGGCAGGUUAACCAAACCCUCUUUACUCCCACAGAGCAGCAUGGAGGUGUCCUCCUCCACUUCCACCAACCAGGUGGAAGUCCCUGACACCACCCAGAGCUCCCCAUUGUCAAUCACCAGUGACAUGGCUGACAGCCCCGCUCUCGCCAUUGGGGCUGGCUUGUCGCAGAGCACAGCUGUAUUCAUGUCUGAGGUCACCACGCUGACUGGAGAUUCGGUUUACUCUGCUGGCCACACCCACCUGUUGGCAUCCACCCACGAGAGUACCACCGCUGGAAUCCUGUUGGCUGUUGCCCCUGAAAACCAGAGGUUUGCGUCGUUUCCUGGUGGGGUGGGCUUAGGGGAGGGAGGAGAGUUGGUUCUGUCCAGCUCUUUAGACUCCAGUGGAGGUGUCAGCCUUCCUGAAACCACCAUGACCUUUGACCCUGAUUGCUUCCUCAACAAUCCCAAGCAGGGCCAGACGUAUGGAGGAGGUGGAGGGAAGACUGAGGGGUGUAAUGGUGAUGAUGGAGGGCUCCACUGUUCUUCUAAUGGCUUUGUCUACAACCCAGCCCUCGUCAACAACAUCAAGACGGAAACGACUCCCCUGGAGCAGCCGCUGGCCACUCAGAGCAGCUAUGUGGGAGAGGGGACAGGCCUUAGCCCCAGCACCACCCUGGAGCAAAUGGACUUCAGUGCUGUCAUGUCAUCAGCCUGUGUCCCAAGUCUGAGUCAGACUGCACACCACCCCUCCCCGAGCCUCUUCCUCCAGGCCUCCCCCCAGACAAACCAGCCCUCCCAACUGCAGACCAAUGGUACUGAGGCAAGCCAGGAAUCAGGUGAGGCCCAAGCUUACAUAGGUCUGCCUACGGUGCCAACAGACUCUCCGGUCACCAAUGGAGAUCCACAUACACACCUCCACCAAGCCAGCCCAGACCAGCAGGCCCUGUGUGGAAGGAAUGGACAAGGAGCAGCAGUGGGAUCUUUUCCCCUGACAACACAGGAUACUACCGUUGACCAGUCAGGCAGCAGGGGACAUCGAGAGGUGGGGGGCUUGGACAAGGCUUCUGAGAAUGGAGGAGAGUUACUACUCAAGCCAGGAGAUCCUCAUGAGGGCUACGUGAGUGUGGACACCGAGCACUACCUGCAACCCACAGAUGACAAUGGAGGAGGAGAGGAGGGUGGAGGAGGUGGUGGUGGAGGAGGUGGAGGGGGAGGAGAAAAUGAGAUUCUCUGUAAUGGUGUAAGCUUGCCAGGGGCCAGCAGUUCAGUGGUGGCCAGUCCUCAGUCGAUAGCUGCUGGUGCAAGCAUCGAGGGGGCUCUCUACAGCUCUCCUCUUCCUCAGCAAGGUGGGGGCGUGUCAGCUACAACAGCUGGGGCAGGAGCCAUCAGUCUGGAAGGUUUUGAGGCUUCAUUUGGAAGCCAGUUCUCUGAUCUCAUCAAUGAUUUCAUCUCAGUUGAGGGGUCUGGGGGUGGUGUGGGAGCAGCUGUCACUGGGGUUCUGAUGCCCCAGGAGGGGGCAGCAGGAGAGGAGCAGGGCACAGGAGCAGGCCACCUGCAGGGCUCAGAGGUGGAGCAGGGAGCUCUGGGACUGCUCCAGGAGACUGGGAGGCUGUUUGGUGUGACAGACUACUCCCCAGAGUGGUCUUAUCCAGAGGGUGGAGUGAAGGUGCUGAUCACAGGGCCGUGGUUGGAGUCGAGCAGUGAGUACAGCUGUCUCUUUGACCACAUCAGUGUCCCUGCUGCCCUCAUCCAGCCUGGGGUGCUGCGCUGCUACUGCCCAGCCCAUGACACAGGACUGGUGAUGCUACAGGUAGCUAUGGGUGGUGAAGUCAUCUCUUCCUCCGUGGUGUUUGAAUACAAGGCGCGUGACCUUCCUGCCCUGCCAUCUUCUCAGCAUGACUGGCUGUCCCUGGAUGAUACCCAGUUCAGGAUGUCUAUCUUGGAGCGUCUGGAGCAGAUGGAACAGAGGAUGGCUGAGAUAACCAAUCAGAACCCCAGCUCAGAAACCAUGGCAACCAAGGGCGGAGGAGUCGAGGGAGGAGGAGCCACUGAGCAGCAGUCUCAAAUUCCUCCUGAUCAGGGUUCAUUCGAGGGUCGCGUGGUGGUAGUAUGUGAGAAGAUGAUGUCUCAGCCAUGCUGGGCUUCUUCUAAUCAGCUCGUACACAGUAAGAACUCCAGAGGAAUGACCUUACUGCAUCUGGCUGCAGCUCAGGGCUACGCAGGGCUCAUUCAGACACUCAUUCGCUGGCGCACAAAGCAUGCUGACAGUAUUGACCUCGAGCUGGAGGUUGAUCCUCUCAAUGUAGACCACUUCUCCUGCACUCCACUGAUGUGGGCUUGUGCUUUGGGCCAUACUGAGGCAGCACUGGUGCUUUACCAGUGGGACCCAAGAGCUCUGGCUAUUCCUGAUUCGUUGGGACGCUUGCCGCUCAACAUUGCUCGAUCCAGGGGCCACACUAGACUGGCUGAGCUGUUAGAGCACCUGCAACAGACUCCUCAAGCUCAGGGUCAGCCUGCUGACACUUGGAUGGAAAGGUGGAGAGGAGAGUCACAGACCAGCGGAAUAAGCAACAACCCCACUCCAAACCCUAACUCAGAGCUGAGGAGAGCCAGGACAGAGAGCCAGCCAGACAACCAGAACCAGAGCUGGAGCCAAACAGGACACAGAGCCCCACAGGGAACCCAGGGAGAACAAGGAGGCCCACCCCCAGCCAAGAGACUCAAACCCAGCCCAGACACCCAGCAACAGCUAGCUAACUCAACCCCCAGCACCAACACCCUCAACUCCUCCCUUAACACCUCCCUAAGUCCCAACCUCCCCAACACCCCACAAACUCAACCCUCCAACCUCAGCUGUCAGAACGCACCUCCUGCCAGCUCCAGCCCUAACCAGCCUCAGCUCCCCAGCACCCCAUUCUCCCUCCUGCAGGCCAGGAUAGGGGGGUCUGGAGGGGGCACCAGGUGGAGUCUGAGACAGACUCUGGGGCAAUGUAGCCUGGCCAGGAGGAUUCUUGGAAAAGAGCGACUGGCCAUUCACCUGCGCCAAAGAGUGCUGUCUGACAGGGGAGAGGAGACAGAGCUGCUGACCUAUCAGGAUAACACUGAGGACUUGCAGAUGGACAUUACGAUGCUAGCUGAUCACAUCAUGGAAGCUUCAACUGGUAGGCUUAAACAGGAGGCUAUGGAGACUCAAACAGACUCUGGGAAGGUGGGGAUCAGCAGUGAUGUCAGGUUACUGUCUGGUUACCUCGGUGAGGUGGAGAGGUUUCUGAACUCCAAGCCCCAGACUCCUUGCCCCAAACCAAACUCUCUCUCAGGGCCUGAGGAUCAGCAGAGUCCUCAGGCUAAGCAAGCCCCGUCCUCCCCCUUUGACUGGAGCUCCUUCCUCUGUGCAGCUAUGAAAGAGGAGAGGUUGAAAACUGACUCCUCCUGUCUAGCCAUGACUGAAACAGAGCAGGGAGAGCUGUAUGAGACCAUCAGGCAUGCCCUGCACUCCCUCAGAAAACACAAGGGUCCCAUUCAGGAACAACGCAAAGAGAUUGCAGCAGUGAUUCAGCGCUGCUAUAAGAGAUACAAGCAGUAUGCACUUUAUAAGAGGAUGACCCUGGCAGCCAUCCUGAUACAGAGUCGUUUCCGGAGUUUCCAUGAGCAGAGGAAGUUCCAACAGAGUCGUAGAGCAGCGGUCCUCAUCCAGCAAUACUACCGCUCCUACAGACACUCCCUCAGCAGCCUCCUAACUAAAAAACAGAACCAGGCUGCUCGCAAGAUCCUGAGGUUCCUGCUCCGAUGCCGCCACAGCCCCUUGAUGGACCAUAGGCCUCUGAAACGGGGCCAGAGAGCAGAGAAAGGCCAGGGGUCCUGAGAGUCCAUCGUCAGGCCCCACACACAGCCCCCUCAGCCUGUGAGCAAUCUAUACAACUUCCCUGCCCUCCAUCUUGUCCUUUUUCUUUCUCCUCUCCUCCAUCCUUCCCGAACUCUCUCCCUUUCAAUCCUCUUAACCCCAUUUCUCCUCCCCUCUUCUUUCCUUCUCUUCCCCUUCACUCUCACCCUCUCUCCCCUCUUCUCUCAAGAGGGAAAAAAACUCUUCCCAGACAGACUGAGGACAGGAUAGGUGUCCAUCAUGGCAGCUCAGACAGACAGACUGCUGGGUAGAGCCCAGGGACCUGGCUCUGCCCACAGCACUGAUCCUCCUCCACAGUUUCACUGGGAGGCCAUCACAUUAACCUCAUGGCAUUCUUUGCACUCUUCAUGGGUAUGUUUCUUUGCAAGAAAAAGUCAACGAGUCAAACAAGAGAACACGAGGAAGCAUCUGACAACGACAUCUUGCCGUUCAUGGCAGCGACUGGAUGCGCUGAAAGGCACUGGUGAUGAACAGCUUGCUCAAGAGGCUACUUUGACAUGCAGAAAAUACACAAAACCUGUUGCGUUUUGUAUCCAAACAGUGAUCCAUGAAAGAAUAAGAAAACAUAAACCAAAAAACUCACUUCUAUGUUGCAUUUGCAUGCAAGGUUUUUUCGCUUAUUCCUUCUCUCCAUCAUCCUGAAGAGCUGUAGUGGCAAAUCAUUCUGCUGAUUCAGUAUAUCACAAUAUCACCAACCACUCUGACUCACAGGCUUACAAACCUAUUAAUCAGUCACCCGAUCCAAAGGGGAGGAACUGCACUUGAAUGUAAGAGGGGCAUUGUUAGAUAAAGGGUUGGGGUCAGAAUAACGAUGUCUUAAUUUGUUACAUGGACUUUGUAUGGAGUCGUUCUCAGAGGCAGCACUUUGCUCGCCUGACGUGGUGUGUCCGUGUUUGUUCAAUUCAAUGCAUGUGUUUGAGCUACAAGCUCCUGCAUGCUUGCCAAACUGCUUUAGUGUUGUUUCUUUUGUAUUUCUAUGUGUAGUUGUGUCUCACUUACGUCCUCAUCAACUUAUCCUUGCCCUGUGUAAUGUGAACUGUGUAAGGACAAAUGACUUAUUUUGGGUGCUUUUUUUUACUUUAUUUAUUUAAGGGUCUAAUUAUUAAUUUAAUUGGCUCAAGAGUGGUUUAGCUUGAGACUGGUUUUCUCCCCUUGUGUGGUAAAAUAUGACAUGUUCCAAUGGUUAAAUGUCUCUGUUAGUUUGUUCUUUGCGUGAACCUCUAAAUCCUAACUGUGGUUUUGAGGAGAGAGUCACAUACCAUUGCCUUGACUUCUUCUUGACUCUGAGAGGUCUCUAUGCUUGCUCUGUACAGGACAUGGGUCCUAUACCUGCCCCUAUACAGGGCAUUGGUCCCCAUAUUAGCCCAUACGGGCGAUCAAAUCCAUAUUUUGGACUAUUGCAUAUUCCUGUAUAUAAACUGACGAGGUAAGGGAUAUGAGGACCCUGAAACUUUUUCAUAAGAGGACUGUAUUUAAGAUUAUAAAUUAUUUUACUCCCAUAAUGAGAACUUAAGACAGAGACUUGGGUACACAGGAUGGCUGUAUUGCUUGUAUAUAAUGUAGAUAUUACAAACGGAGUAAUGUGCAUGAGAUUUAAGACAAAGAAACAGCAAAAAGAACAUGUUAGUGGCUAUGGACUGUGAGAGGAUUUUAACUGCUUCACUUUAAGAGUAUCCAGUAUAAGUGUUACUGAAAAGAACAUUUUGUUAAAGCAUGCAACUGAAAAAUCUAAUGUUAGAAUUAUAAGUGGGAAAACAAAGUUAGCUGAAACAAUGAUCUUUCAGACAAAACAUUUACACUUUGUGCUUUUGUUUCUUGGCUAGCAAAAAUUAAACCCUUUUUGCCAGUAGUGCCAAUUAUUAUGAAUGCUAUUUUGCCUAACAAUAUGUUAUGUUGGGGAAACCAACACCCAAAAGAUAUCAGUAAGACCCACAGAGGCAACACACACACACAACAACAACAACAACAACAACAACAACAACAACAACAAACAGUAGAAGAGAUCUAGUACUAGCUCAACCGUAGACCUCCUACAAGUUCUGAAGUUUGUCUGAGGCAGACUUACGUAUAGAUGAUGAUGGUGAUGGUGAUGAUGCAAGUGUGAAGAUGAUACUAAUGGUGAUGAAGAUGAUGAUCGUUUUAAUGUGAAUGCAAUGACUGAUGACCCAAAAAAGGGAAGAGGGCGCUACAUUCUUUACAAUGUGGUUGUGCUUCAGCAACACACUAGCUUUUAUUAAGACCAUUAAUCACACCUACAGCGGAUCCAGCCUGGCCUCCAGUCAAAGCUUUCCAUCCUCAAACAGAAUGUCUCCUCCCCACUUUUUACAUAUCAUUUGAUUAAUUUUUCUUUUCUCCUCAUUGUCACUGCCAUUACUCUACGACAUGUACUUUGGACUUCUGGAAAGCUCUGUUUAGAAAGUGCCUGCUCAAUAACAGAAAAGUGCAAGCUAAUAUCAGGAAAUAUCUAUUGUAUGUCCUCCAAAAGGUUGCCAGUCACCUGUUUAUUUUCCUAAAUUGUGUGUUAAAAAUGAACUUGACAGUGUUAAACUUGAUCCGAGUCUAAGUUAGAAGCUCUAAUUUGUCAGUGGUAUGAAUGAAUGCUCAUGGCCUGACUGAUGCUAUGUGUUGCUUUAUGAGAAAAACCGAUAAUUACAGUAUCACUUUAUUCCCCACUUAUGUGUGCAUUUUGCAGUAUUAGAAGGAGAAAACCAUAGAAUUCAGCCUCUGUGUAUGAAAGGCACUGUCACAAGUCUAUUUAAUGUCCCGGUGUCGCUGUUGGGAGGAAGAUGUGUCUUCUUGCAUGGACUCACUUUGUCUGUCUUUCCUCAAAAAAUGUCCUUGCAGCAUUUAAGUGAAAGCAUAACCCAGCAGUUUUCCAGAACAAAAUAACUGUCAUACACACUUUCUUUCUUUGUCUUUCUCUUUCACUUACUCUCUCACAAGCGAGCAGACACACACACACACACACACACACACACACACACACACACAUACAUACACACACACACACACACACACACGAACACAUACAGUCAAACACAAAUGUACACAUUCACACACACUAAAAAAGCCACACUCUUUCUCUCUGUGCUUAUGUCUUUGGGAACAAUUAAAUCUCUCCCUUAGAUUUUACUCAGGGUUGAAGAACAGGGAGAUGGUAUGUGGAGUGUAAUGAUUGCUGACACAGAGUUGUACCACUGGUGAGUGUGUACAUUUGUGUAUGCAUAUGUAUGCGUACAAACUUGUGUAUAUUAGGGAUACUCCAGUUGUUCAUUCACUAUUUAGUAUCCACAAAUUUUCAGAUCAUGCUCUUGAUUGACAAACUCCAACUGAUAUACCAGUCCCAUUUUGAAGCAGCGAAUGUGAUCUGUUUGCUUCGUCCUAGCUGUAUCUUGCAUCACUUUUUUUACAAGAAAAAAAAAAUCCCAAUCCCUUAUUUUAUAGGAUUUUGCUUGGAUAUAAACUAAAUUCAAAUCAAGUUAUAAGUGAUGUUUCUAUUUAUACACUUGCUCUUGUCUUAAACGCACAAGAUUCUUAAUACAAAUAAUUCUUAAAUAAUGCAAAAAUAAGUAAUGGCCACAUAUCAGCUCAAGUUUCUUAAUUUAAAAAAGAAGUUGUAAGAGAUAGUAAAUUGAAAGAUUUACAAUUGGAAGAUCUCUACUAUGUGUGUUUCACAUGUCUUCUGAAUCUUCAUCACACUGAGAGACAGCCAUGGUUCGGACAGCGCUGUCAGGAGCAUUCAUGCUACGGUAUCACUUGGACCUUCUCUUAAACUGCCCCUCCUCUCACAUCAGCACAACUAAAGAACACUGCUUUGAUUACACACACACACACACACAUAUACACACACCAACUCCAAAAUGCUUGCCCCUAUUAACAGAUACAGAAUACACACAUACACACACACACACACACACACACACACACAAAACUUAACACACAGAUUGCAGAAAAUCCAUCAAUAUGUUCAUGUUUUGGAGAGGAUGGUGACUGUAAAAAGAGUAUGUAGUGUUAAAAAAAAAAGUUAAAAAAUAAAAAAUAAAGAAAUAUUGCCAUAGUAGACAGCUGGUAAACAUGCGCAGAGAUGGCCUCUGUUCUCAUAAGUCCGCCUAGAAAUGAAUGGUAUAACCUUUCAGGCCUUGUUUUGAGAGGGCGUGGCCAAACACCACAUUGCAUGCUAGAAUGGUAGAUCCUUAUAGAUAAUCUAUGGCUAGACCUCUCCUCUCCUUGCCUUCCUCUUCUUUCGCCCCGUCUUCCCUCUAUCUCUCUCAUUUCCUGCUGUAUUCCCACCUUGCCUGCUGUUGUGUUCUCCAUGCCUAUCUCAGUCUUUCAUUCCUCUUUUUUUGUAGCCUAGUUUUUACCUUUUUUUGUUUUACAAAUGUGCAUGCACAAGCAUCACUAAAUUGUUGAUGUUUUUAAAAGAAUAUUUUGUUGCUGAGGCCAUGCAAAGUGUUUUGAAUAUUGCCCUUAUAUGUGGAAAAUGUCUUCUGAAUGCUUUACAUAAUUUCUGCUGUAAAAUGAAAUCAGAAUAAAAAGAAAAUUUGCACUUUAA